Molecule: messenger RNA, 2860 nt
Organism: Chiloscyllium plagiosum (whitespotted bambooshark)
Lineage: Eukaryota; Metazoa; Chordata; Chondrichthyes; Orectolobiformes; Hemiscylliidae
Source: RefSeq, a predicted model, not a curated record
CAGAAUGGUGAGUGGCUUGGAGGAGAACUUGUGGAUGGUGGUGUUCCCAUAUACAUUAUCUGCUGCUCCUGUCCUUUCAAGUGAUAGAGAUGAGGGGUUUUGGAAGAUGCAGAUUGAGGAGCCUUGGUGAGUUACUGCAAUGCGUCUCGCACAUAGUAUGCACUGCUACCACUGUGAAUUGGUGGUGAAGUGAGUGAAUGUUACUAGUGCAGUGGACUGCUUUGUCCUGGAUGGGUUUGGGCUUCUUGAAUGUUGCUGACGCUGGGUGCAUCCAGGCAAAUGGGGAGUGUUCCAUCACAAUCCUGAAUUGUGCCUUGUAGAUGGCGGACAGGCUUUGGGGAGACAGAAAGUAAGUCACUUGCUGCAGACUUCCUAACGUGUGACCUGAUGUUGUAGCUACUUGGUUAAAUGGCUGUUGCAGUUCAAUUUCUGGUCAAUGGUAACGCCAGAAUGCUGUGAUAUUCAAUAUUGCUUAAUCGGUUAACAAAAUCUACCAAUUUAACUUUUAAAGUUAACAUAACUUCAAUUUUUAAUAGCACUCUGCAGAACAUAGUUCCAAAUUUCUACCACUCCUUGUGAAUGUGUUUUCAUCAUAGAUUCCCAACCAGUUUAAUUUUUUUUUAUCAACACUAUCUUUUCCCUUAAUAUUUUGUAAAAUUUGAUUACAUCACCCCUUUUACAUUCCAAGAAUACAAGGCAAAUUUGUGUAAUCCAUACUCCAAAAUGCAAUGUUUGCAGUUCAAGUAUUAUUCAGACAUAGCUAUUUUGAAUUACUUGGUGUAAAUUGGAUUAGAUUAAUUUCAUGGUGAGAUUCCAUUGUGUUUCAUUAGUCAGAGUAGGAUAGAUUGUACUGACUUCGUUGAGGUGAGAUCAGAUUGGGUAAAAUCAGAUUGUAUUUAGCAAAAGGAAUGUUAUUUGAUUUCAUCUCCCAGUCCAAGAUGAUGAGAUCAGUUGGUGCUCCUUUUUCUGCAAAUAAUUUCACAAUUUAGUAUUAAGCAUUGCAAGUUAUUUACUGCAUAGUAGCAGAACAAUUGACCCAGCAGGUCUUUUCAAAACUGCACCAACAUGGGUUGUCCUGUAUGGUGGGCUAGCAAUUGUAUUGAAUUGUUCAGUAAUCCAAGACAAGAGAAAUAAACUGAUAGCAUUAUCCACAUCCAAGGUCUAAGAGGCAAAUAUUGAGCCAGUACUCAGAAGCAGUGUCCAGCUUUCUAGUAUCACAAGUAUAUUGACUGCCAAUCUCAAAUAUAAAUAGUUUGUUUCUGAUUAAUUUUUAACAUUUUUAUCAAGUAAUGUUUUUCUAAUGUUCAAAAGUUACUCACUGCAAUUUUGAAGUUGGUGAGCCAUACAUUGGGCUUGUUUUUAUUGAAUCUCUCAAUGUGCUUUGUGUUUCUUUGUUUGGCUGGAGGGGAGAGUUAACCAUCACAGCCUUCACAUGACCACCCAUGACUUGAUUCUCUGAACAGAAAAUAAUUGUAUAAUCCAUCUGUUUAAUAUACAAACCCUCUUAGACAGUAAGGAGUGUCACUAGUGACAAAUGCCUUGAUCUCAGGAUAAUUUAUGAAUUAGUUGAAUUCCCAUUUAUGGUAUAUUUGCCUUCAAUUGCUGUAUGUUUUCUAGGGCUGCAUCUCUAUGCUUGUGUGGUCCAGCUAAGAUUUAACACUCUGAAAUGGGGGAUAGGAAUAUAUUUUAUCGCAUAUGCUGUUCAUGCUGCGGAGGAGAUGAACCAGAAGAAAAGACUCCAAUCAUCAGCGACACAUUGCUUUACUUUGCCCAGGAGGCUCAGCGCAGGAGAUCAGAACAAGCAAACUUGUGGAGUGAACCCCAUGAUACAUCCCACAUGGAGAGAGAUGAUGACCGGGAACUUUAUAACUUGCUGCAGAAAAGAGCCAAGACACGGAGGGGGUCUCAGGGGUACCGCCGCCUCAGUUUUGACAUUCACACAGUCCGCCAGGAACGCAGAGAUGUUCUGGGGAAAUGGAAAAUGCUUUUAGAAAACCUGGGUUUUCAUGCAGAGUCUGACAUGCUUUUGAAUGUGACAUCUGCAACCUUGUACAGCAGCAUGCGAAACGCACCUCAGGCAAAAAAACUGCUGGAUGACUUGGCUCAACAAACCUCAAUAUUUGAAAACAAAAUUCCAGCGGAAAGGUACAUCUUUGUUCUGGACAGACUGAUUACACUGGAUGCUGCAGAAGACUUUCUGUCAAAGGCCAAAACUUAUUAUCCUCGAGAUCAGAGCCCUGAGCUGGAGACUGAGGGGCAGGAUUCAGCUGCUGUUCUAAUUAAAAAAUCAAAUGAAAUCAACUUGGUAACCGAUGAGGAACUGGAAGAAGUCGAUGAAGAUGCCCUACUCUCAAGAUCAUUGGAAUUGUGAUCAUAAGUGCACCUCAGAAUUUCUGAUUCAUGUUUUCCAAAGAUUGCAGCAAUAAUUCUUCAUCUGCCCUGUUGGUAUUUAUGUAAGGUAAAGAUGGAAAGAAAUUGCAUUUCUUUCUCAACCUCAGUAUAUUCCAAAGUGCUUUUACAACCAGUGAAGGACGUUUUAAAGUGUAAUGUAAGAAACAUAGUAGCCAAUUUACAUGUAACAAGGUCCCACAAACAGUAAUGAGAUCAUCUAUUUUAAAUGUUAAUUGGGGAUAAAAUUUAAGCAGGGUACUGGAAGAACUCUUUCUGCUCUGUUUCCAAAUGAUGUCAUUGGAUCUUUGCCCUAACCCCAGAAGAAAAGUGGGAGGGUCACUUGAACUCCGCAAUAAUGACAACAGAUCUGGUAGAGUAAAAUAAGAGUUCAAGAUGCUCUUUAAAUGCAGGUUGCUGAGUUGGAUGAGGUACUGUGUAUGAGAGAGUGAGGGAGAAUGAGAGAGAGAGA